Messenger RNA from Aethalodelphis obliquidens (Pacific white-sided dolphin), 4267 nucleotides. Its product is annotated as spidroin-2-like. The record is from RefSeq and is a predicted model, not a curated record. Bases 359 to 1006 code for a protein of 215 amino acids. NCBI's taxonomy places the organism in Eukaryota, Metazoa, Chordata, Mammalia, Artiodactyla, Delphinidae. The transcript is spliced from 2 exons.
ACACAAUCAUCGCUUUACUCCUCCUCCUGCAAACGCGCAUUCCUUUUGCACCAGCCUCUCCACACCCCCCGCCCCCCACCUUUCUCCUCCUCCUCCUCUUGCUUCUCUCUCUCUCUCUCUCUCUCUCAUUUGUUAAAGCUCUCAUACCACUGCAACAGCACCACGACUUUUUUUUAUUAUUUUAAAUAGAUCUUCUUUCCGCCCUUUGGGCAAAUCCCGCAUCCCCCCCCCCCACGUACACACCCCUCGAAAACCCGCCCUGGAAGAGGUAUUUCGGUGCUCGCUGCGGACUCUUUAAACCGCGGGAACCUCCGAGUGGGAGAAGCACUGAGCCGGACUGGGCCGGAGAAAGGAACGAAUGGAAAAUUCCCUCACACCCAGGCCGCCCCGGGGCCCAGGCUGGGGCGCCGACUCUCGCACCCCGGGCGGGCGCGGUCCGCAAUGCCCGCCGGCUGAAGGGAGGAGGGGGAGGCGGGGGCCUGAGCGAACUUGGUCUCAAGUAGUUGGGGCGCGCCGGCGCGGAUGGGGGCGGGGCCCUCCGGGGUCUCCCUUGCGCAGGCCCGCGUCCCGGGGCAGCUCCGCAGAAGCGGCGCGCCUCGCCGCGGUUUGCCGCCCUCCGUGGCGGUGCCCGGUGCACGUGGCCUCGCUCGGAGCGGGAGGACCGGGCCGAGCUGCCGCCGCCGCCACCGCCUCCGGCGCCUCCUCCUCCUAUUCCUCCUCCUACCGCGGCUUGCUCCGCUCUUUUCCUCCUGCAGCCCCUCUGGCUCUCCCCCAAUCCCUACCCCCCCCCGGGGCCCGGGGCGCCGGCGGAAAACGGCUCCCGCCCCGCCUGGGUGCAAGCAGGGUGGGGCCGCGGCGCGCCCGGGGCUGCGGGGCGGGCGGGCGGGUGGGCGCGCACGCGAGCGGGGUGCGUGUGCCGCUCCAGCCCUGCAAAGGCGGCCGCGCCCGCCAAGCUCCCGCGCGAAGCCCCGCCCCCACCCCGCCGCCAGCCGCGGGCCCCGAGUGAAUGAACUUGAUUUCGGAUAUUUGGAGGCCGGCGGUUUGCCUUGCACCCUUUCUGCGCGCGCGCGCGCGCACGGGCACUGGCACACACAGACACACACUCUCACAUACACACCCCGCCCCCCAAAUUCCGGUUUUCGGCCAGGGGUGGGUGGGGAAGAGGUGGAAGCAAAGGCUGUGCAGACAAUGGAGAGAGGAAAAGUGAGUGCCAGGGGCUCCGCGUCUACCUAGCCGGGGGCCGCGGAGAGGACUUGACGGCCCCAGCCCCGGGGCGGGGCCGCCCCCACCUCCAGCUGUGCUCUGAUUUCCCUUUCCUCUUUUCCUCGCUUCCCCCCUCUCGAUUUUUCCCCUCAACUUUCUCCUCUCUCUGUCUCUCCGGCUCCUGCCCACCUCCCCCCACCCCUUUAUCACCCCACCCCGAGGACCCGAAGGAACCAGUGACUUUUUCCUUCAGCAAGUGGGAGUUAUCCACAUCAAGCAUUUCACAACGACACAUCAAGAAAAGUAGGCAGGUUCAAGUCAACCAUGAAAUGGUCACUUUUUAACCCCGUCCUGUCCUCAUUAGGGAAAUGCUCAAACACAGUCCGUUUUCAAAGAGCACUCUUAAUGAGGCGAGCCUGCCAAGUCCACCAGCUGCAGGCCCCGUAAACCAAGAGCCCAAAGAAAAAAAGCACUGGCGAAAGAGGGGGAGUUGAGAAGGCCAGGGGUGGAGGUGGGGGGAGCGUUGGUUCUGGGAAGACAGGUAAAGUCGGGAAAAUUUAGAGAACUCUCCCGAGUUAACCCUUUAGGGCACACACCACCGGGAGCGGCCUCCCUGCUCCCCCCGGAGGCAAAUCCUCCAGUCAGGUCUCUGACAACCUUAAUUUCCUUUGUGUGGGUCAUUUCUUCUUUUUUGAAAAGCCAGGAUAAACUUGAUCGUCUUUAUAGAUGAAAGAAAUGAGGUGACAGUCCACGUUAUAAAUACUCAUUUCUCUCUCAGAAAAUUUUAGGCGAUCUCAUGCUAGAUUUAAAAAAAAAAAAAAAACACAACAAACCCAAAGCAUCACUUUGUAUUGCACAUUAUGCUGCAUCCCUUUUCUCACCCUCAUACCAGAGUCUGAGGGGAGGGGGGCGGGGAAGCGCUACUGAUAAUACCAGCUUUAACUACUGGAGUUUCCCUUUGAACAAAUAUUCAAUUUAACCGGAGUUAAUUUACCAUAAAAGACAUUCCCCUUGGCACGAAUGCACUCCUGUCCUUGAACACACCUCUUUGAAUGCCUGAACUCGUACAGAAGCCAUUAUUUCGAGGUCUCUUUAAAAAUCAAGCGCCCAUCUCUCUCUUUCUCUCCCUCCCUCUCUACUUCCCUCCCUCCUCACCACACCACCCCCAGUGAAAUCCUGGCACCCAGAGAGCGCUUCGUUCAGCCAGAGAUCUAGAACGAGCCGCUGUCCCCUAGCAAAAGAGGCCCAGUGCUGAGCCCUGGGCAAGUGUCUGCAGACAACGCUACCCCUCCUCCCUUAUUAGUUUCCCUUACCAACAGAAACGGUUUCCUUUUGCCACCCAAACUAGGUCGCAUCCUAAAGUUUCUCACAAGCUUAAAAAAGAAAAAUGAAAAAUUGACAACUCUUACACAGAAGAGGCCACAAAAGCUGCAGCAGCGCCAGGGGUGAAGAAGCAGCGACAGACCCAGGUCUGCACGACACUUGGAAGAUAGAUCACUUCCCAUCAUGCAAGGGAGAAAAUGAAGCUCUCUACUGGUCUUUAUCAGAGAAGCUAAAAAUUCCCCCUCUCUUUUCUGCAAGUUUCCCAAACCCCAUGACUCUGAUUUCCAGGCCAGAGAGUAAGGUUUAAUUUUUAUUACUCUUUAUACUUUGCAUAUGGAGACUGCCUGAACAGCACUGUGAAGUACUAGUUAUUAUGAGCCUGUUGUGGGCAAGGCCAGGCCUUGGUGUGACAAGAAAUUCAAUCACACCUGCUCAGUGAUCUGUGGGCCCCAAGUCAGCUCCUAUGUUCUCCUGACAAACAGCGCCCUCCCCCGCCCUAGAGCUGGUGAGCAGACUCCUUCUUUGGGCUGAGCCAGUCCCAGGAUUCUUAAGGGGUUGGGGUAGUGACCCCAAAUUUAACAGAACUGGAAUUCUGUAUGUGGCAUUUCUAUUUCCAUUCCUAAACGGUAGGGAAGGAGAACGAGCAUGUGGAAAAUAAGAAACCUCGUUAAAAAUUUUAACUUAAAAGACCACUGGGUUAAGAGAAAUGAAAAUUAUGUCCAUAUAAAAGCUUGUCCACAAAUGUCAUAGCAACAUUAUUCAUAAUAGCUGAAAAGGAGAAACAGUUCAAAUGGCCGCCUGGCCACCAACUAAUGAGUGGAUAAACAACAUGUGGUAUAUCCCUACAAUGGAUUACUAUUUGACAAUAAAAAGGAAUGAAAUAUUGACACAUGCUACAACAUGGAUGAACCUUAAAACAUUAUGCUAAGUGAAAGAAGCCAGCCACAAGGGAACACCUAUUGUAUGAUUCCAUUUAUAUGAAGUUCCUAGGCUAGGUAUAUCUAUAAAGACAAAAAGUAGACUAUUGGUCACCAAGGGCUAUAGGUCAGGGUGGAGACAUUGGAAGAUGACAGUUGAGUGGGUCAGAGUUUCUUUUGGCGGGUGAUGAAAACGUUCUAAAAAUAAUUGUGGUGAAGGUUGAACAACUCUGUGAAUGUACCGAAACCAUUGGAUUUUGCACUUUAAAUGGGUCAAUUGCAUGGUGUGCAAAUUAUGUCUCAAUAAAGCUGUUAAUCUUUUUUUAAUGAUACUCUAAAAACGACCAUUGGUUUAUGUAUUUUUCUGAAGUUGCUCACCUUGGGAUAAAUGUGUCUAGGCUUAAAAACAGAUCGUAUGAACUAAGUAAAAUGAGAAUGUGGAAACAGUGAUUUUUCUCCUAGGUAGAGAGACUGAUUUGCAAAACCAUGUGUAGCCACAACAGUUGUACCAGUAAAUGUUUUGGACUUUGCUGAACAUUUUUCUCCUUAGCCUGAAAUCAUUAAUACCUGUUUGAAUGAUGAUACGGAAGUGGCUUUGUUGUUUUUGUCUUUUCCAUAUUCCUUUCCCUUUCCUAACUAAUAGCACCCCGAUUUUCUCUUAAGGACCCACCCACCUCAUUUUCAGUCCGUGUGGUUGGCAUGUUGCUGCCCCUGUGCCUUAGGCUGUAUGACUCCGACCUGAUCAAUUAGCAAAUUCUACCCAGUGGUAUUGGAGCUGGCUCAUACCAGCUCAUCUGAACCAACCAGUAAAUUUUCAGGAAUUU